Molecule: messenger RNA, 1520 nt
Organism: Argentina anserina (silverweed cinquefoil)
Lineage: Eukaryota; Viridiplantae; Streptophyta; Magnoliopsida; Rosales; Rosaceae
Exons: 3
Coding region: 133-1347 (404 amino acids)
Molecular function (GO): protein binding
Source: RefSeq, a predicted model, not a curated record
UAUGCAUGACAUAGAGUUUCUGAAUAUCUAAACUAGCUAGCUUCUGCUUCGUUUGUGAUAUAUGCUAACAUGUAUGGUGGCGAUCACCAUGACAAUGGGUUUGAUUUGGUUACUUAUAUUAGGUAGACGAAUAUGGAUGACCAGCAAGCAGGUCGUGAGCUUAUAUCCAUGACAUACACCUGGACAAUCGACAACUUCUCUAAGCUCAAAUCCCGGAAACAUUACUCCGAUGGUUUCGUCAUCGGCGGUUUCAAAUGGCGGAUCGUGGUGUAUCCAAAGGGCACCGGUGGGAGGCAAGACUUGUCCAUGUACUUGAAUGUUGCAGAUGCUUCUAAGUUACCAUCCGGGUGGAAUAGAUAUGCUGAAUUCUCCCUGACUGUCGUUAAUCAAUUUAACAGCGACAAGUCCAUAACUAUAGACACUCAGCAUCAGUUUUGUGCCAAAAAAAGUGAUUGGGGCUUCACAUCAUUCAUGCCUCUAAGUGAGCUUUAUGACCAGAAUGAAGGGUAUAUCGUGGAUGACAUAUGUAUUGUUGAAGCUGAGGUUGCAGUAAGUAAAGCUGACAUUAAGAUUCUUAAAGACCAAGAGCAGGAACUUCAAAGUCAGUCAUCAGAUGUGGAUUCUGUGAAAUUUUCAGAUGCUUCAACAACACAUACAUCACUUUCUUAUGAACAGAUGCUCGCUCUCCAGGAUACAGUAAUUUCUGACCCUGUGAAAGUUCCAAGCUUGCAAAUAAAACCAAGCUCUGGCCAAGUGCUUCCAUACCAGGAGACUGAUAGCCCAGUUGGCCCUCCCGUAGUUGAGGAAAGCGAUGAAGCUCCCACCACACCAAUUGGUGAGAAGAUAAAUUUCAGGGGAUUAGGAAAUAUAGAUAAAGCUUAUGUUCCACUAUUGGAGGAAGUCUGUUCAUGUCAUCCUUCGUUGAUUAGUAGCCAGAGGAAAAGAAGUCGCAUGUUUAGUGAGUGGGCAUUCACAGCUUUGGGUCGAGUAUUGCAUUUUUUGAACACUACAAAGGUUAAGGAUAUGAUGGAGGAUUCAUGUGAGCACGAUCCUUGCGAGCAUCUUCAAGUUUUAUGGGAGGAGGUUGAGGCCUUCAGAUUUGACUUGAGCUGGCUGGAGCCCUCUGUUCAAUCAGCUUUGGGACUGAAUAAGUUUGGGGAGAGGGAAGGAGUAUUACAGAAACUGAGAGAGGAUGUUGAUUAUUUGGAGACUGAAAUGAAGGGGUUAAGGGAGAGGCUAGCUGCUGCUGAGAUAGCACAAGGGGUUGCAAAAAGGGACCUGGCAAAGGCAGAGGAAAGCUUCGGCGAGGCAAAUAUGAACAGCAAGCUUGGUUAUGGGAGGCAGUAGCUUAGCCGAGGAUUUUUCUCCCUGAUAUGCAGAGAUUUGCAAUGUGUGCAAACUCUAUUUCUAAUUCUCAUGAUAUGUAAUCCAGUUUCCUAACUUGUAACUAUUGUGUAUUCACUGCCUGUGGCUUCAGGCUCAGCAUAAUGCAGAUGCGAAUAAAGGAAACUAAUUUAGCU